Messenger RNA from Dermatophagoides pteronyssinus (European house dust mite), 2572 nucleotides. RefSeq names its product formin-binding protein 1-like Cip4 (gene Cip4). NCBI's taxonomy places the organism in Eukaryota, Metazoa, Arthropoda, Arachnida, Sarcoptiformes, Pyroglyphidae. The record is from RefSeq and is a predicted model, not a curated record. Gene Ontology annotation, molecular function: protein binding. Gene Ontology annotation, biological process: signal transduction.
UAUAUUAACAAAAUAGAAGAUCAAAAGAUCUAGUUAAAUUAGAUAGUUCAUCAUGCAAUUGUUGAAUUUAAGCUUACUAUCGAAACGUAAACAAAUGUAUACAUCUUCGAUGACAAUUAAAUCACAAGCUUCAUCAUCAUUAUCACCAUCGACAUCUGUUUUGGAAUUAUCAACAUCAGCACCAGCCAAAAUGUCGGGUAGUAUAAUGGCAAUUAAUAUGGCUGCUAAUAUGAAUAACAAUAGUAACAGCAGCAAUAGCAACAGCAACAGUAAUCGUUCAUCAAUGGUACAUAGUCCUGUAUCAUUGAAAAGUCCAACAGUUACGAAUCAAACGAUGACGAUGGCCCAUCAUCAUUAUAGUUUUGAUUUUGUUUCAUUAUUGGAUCUUGAUGAUGAUUUUCAUCGUACAUUGAAUCUAGUUAAGGAUCAAUACGAUAAUAUUGCAUCUCAUACAAAUAAGUCAAUAGAUUUGUUGGAUAAAUAUGGACAAUUUUCGCGGGAUUUGGCCGCCAUCGAAAUCGAUUAUGCAGCCAAACUACGGCGACUGUCCAAAAAUUAUCAAAUCAAGAGAAAAGAUGAAGAAGAUAAUAUGUGUACGGUGAUAAAAGCAUUCAAUAAAUCAUUAAAAGAAAUAACCGAUAUUGCUGGCCAACAUGAAAUCAUUGCUGAAGAGCUUUCUUUGAAUAUUGUGAAAGAAAUUGGUACCGUUUUAAAAGAGCUCAAAGAUGAACGUAAACGAUACCUGCAAGAAGGUACAAAACUACAAAAUUCAUUGCAACAGACUAUUUCGAUGUUGGAAAAAUCAAAACGCAGUUACGAAAAAGCAUUUCGCGAAUCGGAAAAAGCGCAUGAAAAUUAUCUGAAAGCUGAUGCCGAUCUUAAUCUUUCACGUGCCGAAGUGGAAAAAGCACGAUUAAUUUCAUUAUCUAAAUCAUCAAUGUGUGAUGAUGCAAAAUCUGAUUAUGCGACACAUUUACAAAGGACCAAUGAUCUACAGCGGCAACAUUACUCAGAACUUAUGCCUCGUGUUUUCCAUCAGCUUCAGGACAUGGAAGAACGCCGAUCACAAUGUAUACGCAACUAUAUCUUUCAGUGUGCUCAAAUUCGACAAAAAGUGAUGCCCAUCAUAGAAAAGUGUAUCGAUGGCAUUGUCGAAGCAUCAGAGUUAAUCAAUCCAAAAGAAGAUUCUAGGCUAGUGAUAGAGAAAUAUAAAUCCGGUGUCGAUCCACCGGGUGAUUUUCCUUUCGAAGAUCUUUCGAAUCCACGUUGUAUUGAUGAUUCAAUUAGCAAUGGUGAUAGCUCAGAUGGUGCCAGUGUUCAUAGUUCAAAUGGUAGUAACGGCCAUAAUGGUUUAAGUCAUCAUAAAUCUACAUCUGGUUCGACAUCCUUACACUAUUCAAAAUCUGUAUGUACGGAUACGUUUCGUGGAACACUUUCAGCAGCCAAAUUUCGUAAACGUGGUGGUAUAUUUGGUAUAUUCAGUUCAAAUAAAUCUGGUCAUGAUGAUUCAAAGGAUGAUUUCUCUGAUUUGCCACCGAAUCAACGCCGUAAACGUAUUCAAUCAAAAAUUGAUCUCAUACAAUCGAAUAUUCAACAGGAAAAUGGUGUCAGAGAGGCAUUGUUGAAAAUGCGUCAAGUAUAUCAGGAUAACCCGAAACUUGGUGAUCCGCAAGUAGUUAACGCACAAUUGACUGAAUGCAUGCAAAAAUUGGAAAAACUUGAUGUUGAUCUGAAAAAAUAUCAGACGAUGUUGUCUGGCGUAUUGGGGUCAAACACUACUCCCGGUUUACAGAAUAGAUCAUCUACAACACUAAAUUCUACUAAUGUCUCAACAGCAACAUUGAAUGGUGGUAAUAAUUCUACCCCAAAUGGACAAACGACAAGCAAUCAUCGUAAUAGCAUUUCUGAUAAUUCUAAUGAUUCUGUUUCGCGAUCUGAAUCGGAAACAUCAUUGCAUAAUCAUUCUAAUGGUUCGAAUGGAUCACCAUAUGGAAGUAGUGGUGGGGGUAGUAGUGUUCACACUGGUUUGAUGCAAGCGGCCAAUUCAUUGUUUAAUAAAUAUUCAAUGAAUCCUUCUGCUACAACGCCAACAAGUCCAUUUGUUAAAACUAAUGGAAAUUCGAAUGCGCCUACCACCAACGGUGGAUCAUUUAAUGGAAAUUUCUUCAAUGGAAAAGCGAAAUCCGAUCAAGAUAUUUCGCUAAAUGAAUCCAGUCAUGAUGAUCAAACGACAGCACCAAAUGCUGAUGAAGAAGAUUUUGAGGAAACAUUAAUCGUGCUAGGCACAGCUAAAGCUUUAUAUGCCUUCGAAGGUCAAGAUGAAGGUUCAAUUAAUAUGGAUGAAGGUGAAGAAUUUGAUCUGAUUGAAUUAGAUCAAGGUGAUGGUUGGACUCGUGUGCGUCGGCUACGUGAGGUUUUUGAAGAAGGUUUUGUUCCCACCACUUAUAUAGAAUGCAAUCUCUAUGACAAUAAUCUGACCAACAACGGUCAUAUGGCGAUUGCAGCCAAUAAUGCUACUGCAACAACAACAACAACCGCAUAACAAAUAUCAAUAAAAACAAUCAUUGGAAUA